Molecule: messenger RNA, 4550 nt
Organism: Oncorhynchus gorbuscha (pink salmon)
Lineage: Eukaryota; Metazoa; Chordata; Actinopteri; Salmoniformes; Salmonidae
Product: sorting nexin-27-like
Exons: 13
Coding region: 50-1762 (570 amino acids)
Biological process (GO): signal transduction; intracellular protein transport
Cellular component (GO): early endosome
Molecular function (GO): protein binding; phosphatidylinositol-3-phosphate binding
Source: RefSeq, a predicted model, not a curated record
UGAAGUUUGGAGACUCAAAGUGGAUAAGGGGGAAACAGGCUGACGGAAAAUGGCAGACUUCGAGGGAGAGGGAAUUAAUUCGGUGGCACCUCGGUUAGUUCAGCCAUCCUCUCCUAACGGCACCGGUGUCAGCCCUACGCAGGGCACCGGCAGUUGCCAAACGGUGACUACCGUUACGUCAGGCCCGCGACUGGUGCGGAUAGUCAAGUCUGACUCGGGAUAUGGCUUCAAUGUCCGGGGACAGGUUAGCGAAGGAGGACAACUACGGAGCAUCAACGGGGAAUUGUAUGCCCCGCUACAGCAUGUUAGUGCUGUUUUACCGGGAGGUGCAGCGGACAGAGCCGGUAUCUCGAAAGGGGACCGGAUUCUGGAAGUUAAUAGUGUGAACGUGGAGGGGGCGACCCAUAAGCAGGUGGUGGAUCUGAUCCGUGCGGGGGAGAGGGAGCUGAUGCUGGCCGUGCUGUCUGUACCUCCCCAGGAGGCUGACUGUCUGGACCCUGGAGACGACGGCUCAGCCCAGUCCUGCUACGACUACAGUGACAAACAGGCCGUCCCCAUCUCCGUCCCCACAUACAAACACGCUGAACUCAACCAGGAGAGGUUUGUGGUGUAUAAUGUGUACAUGGCAGGCAGACAGCUGUGCUCUAAGAGGUACAGGGAGUUUGCUAUCCUCAACCAGAACCUGAAGAGAGAGUUUGCCAACUACACCUUCCCCAAAAUACCUGGCAAAUGGCCUUUUUCCCUGUCUGAACAACAACUAGACGCUAGACGCAGGGGACUGGAGGAAUACCUGGAGAAAGUGUGUUCAGUGAGGGUGUUUGGGGAGAGUGAUGUCAUGCAGGAGUUUCUGUCUGACGAGUCUGAUGAGAACUAUAACGGCGUAUCAGAUGUGGAGUUGAGGAUAGCCAUGCCUGAUAAAACCACCGUCACAGUCCGUGUCCGCAAGAACUGUACAACUGACCAGGUUUACCAGGCUGUGGUCAUGACAGUAGGAAUGGACAGCAUAACGGCCAGCUACUUUGCUCUGUUUGAGGUCAUCAACCACUCCUUUGUGCGUAAACUGGCUCCUAAUGAGUUCCCCCACAAGCUGUAUGUUCAGAACUACACGUCUGCUGUCCCUGGGACCUGCCUCACCCUGCGCAAGUGGCUCUUCACCACCGAGGAGGAGAUCCUGCUCAAUGACAACCAACUGGCCGUCAGCUACUGCUUCCACCAGGCGGUGGAUGAUGUGAAAAGGGGAUUUAUCAAGGCAGAGGAGAAGUCCUACCAGCUACAGAAAUUAGCAGAACAGAAGAAGAUGGCCAUGUAUCUCAGUAUGUUACGGGGCUGUGAAGGCUACAAUGAGAUCAUCUUCCCACACUGCUCCUGUGACUCCCGACGCAAAGGCCACGUCGUCACAGCCAUCAGCAUACACCACUUUAAACUGCACGCCUGCACAGAGGAGGGAACGCUAGAGAACCAGGUGAUCGUGUUUGAGUGGGUGGAGAUGCAGCACUGGGACACUGAUGAGGAGGGCAUGGCCUUCUGCUUCCAGUACGCCAGGGCAGAGAAGAAACCUCGCUGGGUCAAGAUCUUUACUCCCUACUUCAACUACCUGCAUGAGUGCGUUGAGAGAGUCUUCUGUGAACUCAAGUGGAGGAAAGAGGUGGAAGAGGAGGCUGUGGAUAAGGACAAUAAGAACUGCAGUAAAGAAGAAUAUAUUCCAGCUGUUGAGACACAGAAGGGAUGGAGGCACCUAGGAGGAGAGAUCAUCACCUCAUAAACAUGCUCUCCUCCAUCCGUCCCUCUGGUCUGGUUCGGCCCGGAACUACCACCACUACCUGUCCUCGCACAACUACAAACUACAACUUCUACAUACCAUUAACAGCAACUACAGAUCAACAACCACCACACACCAUCAAACUACAAAUGAACAACUUCUGGACUGACUGAAGGAGAAACAAUGACGCACACUACAACUUAAGCUGUCAUUCACCAUGAACCCUUGAAUACACCCCAAGCACACAAUAUAAACACAAGCCAACAGGAAGCUACAGUAGAAACAUACAGCAGGUUUGUACAGGUGAAUAACUAACUCUAAAAACGUAGAUACAUGCCUUCAUACAUCGCAUCACCUCUUUGGUCAAAACUCCAUGGAGACCUGUGACUGUUGGCUAAGGAGGCUAACGUCUUGUGGUGGGCUUGGAUGAAGGAGAUGGUUCUCUGGGACGAUAUUGGACAAGGAAUUUGGGUGCUCUGGACUGGAACAGAGUGCAGUGGUAGAAGAGAACAAAAGAGGGAUACAGAUGCUGGAACAGAACCUGUUCUAAAAUAGGAAACGGCUGGUGGUGAUGGAACAGAACCUGUUCUAAAAGAGGAAACGGCUGGUGGUGAUGGAACAGAACCUGUUCUAAAAGAGGAAACGGCUGGUGGUGAUGGAACAGAACCUGUUCUAAAAGAGGAAACGGCUGGUGGUGAUGGAACAGAACCUGUUCUAAAAGAGGAAACGGCUGGUGGUGAUGGAACAGAACCUGUUCUAAAAGAGGAAACGGCUGGUGGGGAUGGAACAGAACCUGUUCUAAAAGAGGAAAUGGCUGGUGGUGAUGGAACAGAACCUGUUCUAAAAGAGGAAAUGGCUGGUGGUGAUGGAACAGAACCUGUUCUAAAAGAGGAAACGGCUGGUGGUGAUGGAACAGAACCUGUUCUAAAAGAGGAAACGGCUGGUGGUGAUGGAACCAGAACCUGUUCUAAAAGAGGAAACGGCUGGUGGGGAUGGAACAGAACCUGUUCUAAAAGAGGAAAUGGCUGGUGGUGAUGGAACAGAACCUGUUCUAAAAGAGGAAACGGCUGGUGGGGAUGGAACAGAACCUGUUCUAAAAGAGGAAACGGCUGGUGGUGAUGGAACAGAACCUGUUCUAAAAGAGGAAACGGCUGGUGGUGAUGGAACAGAACCUGUUCUAAAAGAGGAAACGGCUGGUGGUGAUGGAACAGAACCUGUUCUAAAAGAGGAAACGGCUGGUGGUGAUGGAACAGAACCUGUUCUAAAAGAGGAAACGGCUGGUGGGGAUGGAACAGAACCUGUUCUAAAAGAGGAAAUGGCUGGUGGUGAUGGAACAGAACCUGUUCUAAAAGAGGAAAUGGCUGGUGGUGAUGGAACAGAACCUGUUCUAAAAGAGGAAACGGCUGGUGGGGAUGGAACAGAACCUGUUCUAAAAGAGGAAACGGCUGGUGGUGAUGGAACAGAACCUGUUCUAAAAGAGGAAACGGCUGGUGGUGAUGGAACAGAACCUGUUCUAAAAGAGGAAACGGCUGGUGGGGAUGGAACAGAACCUGUUCUAAAAGAGGAAAUGGCUGGUGGUGAUGGAACAGAACCUGUUCUAAAAGAGGAAACGGCUGGUGGGGAUGGAACAGAACCUGUUCUAAAAGAGGAAAUGGCUGGUGGUGAUGGAACAGAACCUGUUCUAAAAGAGGAAACGGCUAGUGGUGAUGGACUGAGGAGACGCAUCUGAAAAGUUCUAAAACAGGAACUGUGUGUGUGUGUGUGUGUGUGUGUGUGUGUGUGUGUGUGUGUGUGUGUGUGUGUGUGUGUGUGUGUGUGUGUGUGUGUGUGUGUGUGUGUGUGUGUGUGUGUGUGUGGACUGAUUAUGGACAGCUGUGAGAGUCUAGGUUGGAACCCUGGAGGUAGAAACAACCCUUCUCUCUGACUCUGAACUGAACUCCCAGAAUGAGUCUCGACAGACAGACGGAGGGAACCGGCCACAUGAUACAAGAGACUGGACUCAUAUGAACCACACAGACCGAUUGACAUAUGGAUAUUAUCUCCUGUUUGUAGCCACUAUCUCCAUUUCAAAGAGAUCUACUGAAGAGACUAUUACAGACACAGAGAGAGAAAAACCAUACAUUUCCUUUAUUUGUGACUAUUGGGCCGAGCAGAACCAAGGGUAGCAUGUGUGUUUCAGCUGCUGGUUCUGUUUCGGUUUACAGAUGCUGAAAUUGCCCUGAAGCCAUUUUUGAAUACACAAACCUUCUUAUAAAAAAACACACACACACACACACACAGAAUGCUCAUCAUGUAGGAAUUGGAUCCCAGGAAAGUAUUCUGCCAUCUUGACAGAUACCUGAACAAGGAACAUGUUUACUUCACCUGUGCGUUUUGUGUACCUCCUAAAGACAUAUAAAUAUCAUUUUUAAUGUGGACAUUUCAGACAUUGGACAGAAUAGCACAAAAAGAACCCUGUAAGAUGUUGACCACGUUAAGCUCAAUAUGUAUUCAUUCUAUGCUAAGUUUGCUGUUCUGCUGAUGCCUAACUGUGGGUUCAUAACACUGAAAUCAGAAGUGCAUCUCGAUUUACAUGUUUUGUGUCAUUCUGUUCUUGAGAAAAGGUGUGAUGCUUUAGAAACACACUGUGAUUGUCAGUCUGUAGGAUAUGUCUAUGGUGUUGGUUUAGGUGAGUCUUUGGUUCAAUUGAUACAGUGUCUUGCGAAAGUAUUCUGCCCCCUUGAACUUUGCGACCUUUUGCCACAUUUCAGGCUUCAAACAUAAAGAUAUAAAACUGUAUUUUUUUUGUGAA